AUGAAGAACUUUUGCAAUCAUACACCGAUUGCCUAUGCUGUUCAAGAGGGACAUGCUGGUGUCGUUGAUGGUUUUCUUCGCAGUAAGAGGAUCUUUCCCAAGGCCAGGGAUGGGUAUAAUGAGCUCCUCUUUCAUGAGGCUGUUCAGGUAGGAAAGUGCGAUGUCGUUCAGGUUUUCCUUGAUAAUUGCGUUCCUAUUAAUCUGAGAGGACGUGAUGGGAAGAGGGCCCUUCAUCUCGCCGCUGCUGAUACACGCAAUUUUGAGAUGGCUCGUCUUCUGCUCCAGAACGGUGCUUCUAUUAAGAUUAAGGACUCUAUUGGCAACACGCCGUCCGAUCGUAGCAGAAACCCGGAGGUGACUAUGCUUAUUCGGAAUUGGGCUGACCAAGCUGCCGCUUCGGAUCCUAAAGGCAAGAAAGCCUCGCGCCCUCCGAAGGCGACGGCGGCUGCACCCCCGGAAUAUGUUGCGUGA
This is a messenger RNA of Penicillium crustosum, 471 nucleotides long. Its product is annotated as ankyrin repeat domain-containing protein. NCBI's taxonomy places the organism in Eukaryota, Fungi, Ascomycota, Eurotiomycetes, Eurotiales, Aspergillaceae. Gene Ontology annotation, molecular function: protein binding. The record is from RefSeq and is a predicted model, not a curated record. The transcript has a single exon. Bases 1 to 471 code for a protein of 156 amino acids.